Messenger RNA from Mus musculus (house mouse), 1389 nucleotides. RefSeq names its product PRELI domain containing 3B (gene Prelid3b). Lineage: Eukaryota; Metazoa; Chordata; Mammalia; Rodentia; Muridae. Gene Ontology annotation, molecular function: phosphatidylserine transfer activity. Gene Ontology annotation, biological process: mitochondrial membrane organization; intermembrane phospholipid transfer. Bases 79 to 666 code for a protein of 195 amino acids. The record is from RefSeq and is marked provisional. The transcript is spliced from 6 exons. Gene Ontology annotation, cellular component: mitochondrial intermembrane space.
GGGACGGGGCGGGGCCGGCGAACUUCUGUGCCUCACUGUCCCCGGACACUGAGGGACACCGGGCAGGCAGCUGGCACCAUGAAGAUCUGGACUUCGGAGCACGUCUUUGACCAUCCAUGGGAAACAGUCACUACGGCUGCAAUGCAGAAAUAUCCAAACCCCAUGAACCCGAGUGUGGUUGGCGUCGACGUGCUGGACAGACAUGUCGAUCCCUCUGGAAAGUUGCACAGCCACAGACUGCUCAGCACAGAGUGGGGCCUGCCUUCCAUUGUGAAGUCUCUUAUUGGUGCAGCAAGAACGAAAACGUACGUGCAGGAGCAUUCUGUAGUUGACCCGGUAACGAGGACAAUGGAGCUCAAGUCCACCAACAUCUCAUUUACAAAUAUGGUCUCAGUAGAUGAGAGGCUGACAUACAAGCCACACCUACAGGACCCAGAGAAAACUGUCCUGACCCAGGAAGCCCUCAUCACAGUGAAAGGGGUCAGCCUCAGCAGCUACCUGGAAGGACUCAUGGCAAGCACCAUAUCUUCCAAUGCUAGCAAAGGCCGAGAAGCAAUGGAGUGGGUGAUACAUAAACUGAACGCUGAGAUUGAGGAAUUGGCAGCAUCAGCAAGAGGAAGCAUAAGGACACCAAUGGCGGCAGCGGCAGCACUGGUGGACAAAUGACAAUGGAAAUUGGUGUGCAGCAUCAGGGCUCCAGGACUCUCAAGCUGGCAUCAUAUUAUUUGUUAUUUAAAAGACACAAUUAUUUUAGGUAGAUCUUUUUUUUUAAUGAGGUGGGGUAAGGCUGUGACUUUUGAUCUAAACAAAAGAUCCAGAACCUCUAAAUCAGAGGGAUCAUCUGAGGGGAGGAUGUAAGACUGGGAGAGGCUGUGUUCAUGUGAACAGUUAACGGGUUUGUUUGCUGUUGUUGUUGUUGUUGUUUAAGUACUUAGAAGAAAUUGGUGUUGAUCUGGAGUCUCUUAAAGCUCCAGGUACUGGAACACUACCUGGCUGCGGACCAACCAGAGCAGAGCCCAGCCGCCCUCCUGUCCACAGCUGCCCGCUGCUGUGAACCAGAACUGCCUGCAUGAGGGACUCACUCUACAAAGAGAACCUGUAAAAUUUAAAUGACAUUAAUUUAUAUAAAAUAACCUGCCCUGCUGGAAACCAGUGUUUGGAUUUGGUACUUUUAAAUGAUAUUUUUGGAGUGAAAAUUAACAGUAAGGUAAUAUAUGACUCCAGCAAAAAUAGUAUUUUAUUGUAUUAACGGGUACUAUAAUAAUUUGCCAAAUUUUGUGACUUAGUAAAGGCAUUCCCUUCCUUGAAUUUGUACUUUGUGAUUUCGCAUGCUGUACUGUGGGCUGGUUAUGUUAACCGAAAAAAUAAAGUCAUUACCUGAGUGUCUCA